Molecule: messenger RNA, 2549 nt
Organism: Myotis davidii
Lineage: Eukaryota; Metazoa; Chordata; Mammalia; Chiroptera; Vespertilionidae
Gene: SFXN1
Product: sideroflexin 1
Exons: 10
Coding region: 8-982 (324 amino acids)
Biological process (GO): monoatomic ion transport; serine import into mitochondrion
Cellular component (GO): mitochondrial inner membrane
Molecular function (GO): monoatomic ion transmembrane transporter activity
Source: RefSeq, a predicted model, not a curated record
UCCGACCAUGUCUGGAGAACUCCCACCAAACAUCAACAUCCAAGAGCCUCGAUGGGACCAAAGCACUUUUGUGGGACGAGCCAGUCAUUUCUUCACUGUGACGGACCCCAGGAACCUGCUGCUGACCAACCAGCAGCUGGAGGACGCCCGGAAAACCGUGCACGAUUACAGACAAGGAGUGGUCCCUCCGGGGCUCACUGAGAACGAACUGUGGAGAGCAAAGUACAUCUAUGACUCAGCGUUCCACCCCGACACCGGAGAGAAGAUGGUUCUGAUAGGACGAAUGUCAGCACAGGUUCCCAUGAACAUGACCAUCACGGGCUGUAUGAUGACAUUUUACAGGACCACACCGGCGGUGCUGUUCUGGCAGUGGAUCAACCAGUCCUUCAAUGCCGUGGUCAACUACACCAACAGGAGCGGAGACGCCCCCCUCACUGUCAGUGAGCUGGGAACGGCUUACGUGUCUGCGACAACUGGUGCCGUGGCGACCGCUCUAGGACUCAACGCAUUGACCAAGCACGUGUCACCACUCAUAGGACGCUUCGUGCCCUUUGCUGCCGUAGCUGCUGCGAAUUGCAUCAAUAUCCCACUGAUGCGACAAAGGUUAGUCAUGGGCAUUUCUAGAAAUGACUUGUGCUUACAGUACAGACAGUCCUCGGAUUACUCGGCACAGGCUGCACAACAAGCCAUCGCACAAGUGGUCGUCUCCAGGAUUCUCAUGGCCGCGCCCGGCAUGGCCAUCCCCCCGUUCAUCAUGAACACCCUGGAGAAGAAGGCCUUCCUGAAGAGGUUCCCGUGGAUGAGUGCGCCCAUUCAGGUUGGACUGGUUGGCUUCUGUUUGGUAUUUGCCACGCCUCUGUGCUGUGCCCUCUUUCCUCAGAAAAGUUCCAUGUCCGUGACCAGCCUGGAGCCUGAGCUGCAAGCCAAGCUGCGGGAGAGCCACCCUGAGCUCCGCCACGUGUACUUCAACAAGGGACUGUGAAGGGGAGGACGCCGGCCCAGCCCGCCCGCUCGGACCUGGUGCGCCAGCGAGGGAGGCCUCCCGCCUGGCUUCUCCCGGGCGCAGACCUUCUCCACGACCCACGUCAGCCUGUAGAGUCGGCCGCUCCGUCCAGCACGGCGCCGGGUGGGCCAGCACCCCCGUCGCCCUCUCACAUCUGAGUCAUGGGAUAAUGAGCAGAAAUGGCCUUCCUGUAGCUUUUAUGGUGAUUGUUUCCUCAAAGACAACAGUCCAGCCCUCACCUCGAGUUUUUAAAAGUGCUGCUAGGCACAGAGUAGAUGCUCAAGAAAUUGAUUAUCAGUCAGUGCAAAGGAAAUCGGGUAAAAUACUGAAUUGUCAUCCCACUCUUGUUUCAGAGCAAAGCAAGGAGGCAGUGAUUUGGAAAGCACACAGCUCUGAUGCUAAACUAUAAAACAUAGCGCGUAGGGUAAACCCCGCGUCACGGAACGGACACGCGUGGCGCGGCGUCCUGCUCUCAGGAGCUGGGCACUCCCUGCUGCUGGACAUCUCUGGUCGAACCUUAAACUGCUUCUGUUUUACGUUCCUACGAAAACGUUGUACCUGUUGGCUUGAUACUCAAUUACAUCAAACACUCAGAUAACUGCCAUGUGCACGCGUCAGUGUAGGAAGCGUGUUGGGUCCUGGUGCGGCGUGCUGGGACGUUCGGGUUCGUCUGGCAGAUUUCAGGAGGGAGCGCAGGGCCAGCCCCUACGGGUCUUGUCUCAUCCUUGCUGAUCUCAUUGGCUUUCGGGAAGAUUCGGACAUCAUCCGUGUGAAUCGGUGGCUAAAUGAUUUUACUUGAAGGUUGUGUACUGCAUCUGCCCUGUUUGAAAUAAGGCUCCAUGGACCACUGUUUACAUCCCUGUAGUAGUUUCACAUUUAAUAUAGUUCAUGCAGUAGAGACUGUGUUUCCGGUCUGUCCGUGUUCACAGGUGUAGGCCAGGCGGUGCGCCCUUGCAGGUAUUGAUUCCACUGUAAUUCGGAGAUGUGUACGUGGAAAAACGUACAACAGUGCUGGCAGAUCUCUGGCCAUGAGACGGGUGAGUUCCCCAUCCAGAAACAGGGUGUGCCUCGGGUGCGUUCCUCUUCUCCGAGGGGUGGAUGGGCCACUCGGAGCCUUCCUUUAUGCCUCCAAAAUGUUCUCCGUUUUUCCGUCUUAAACCCUUUGAAGCAAAAGAGGUUCCCACACACAUGCCGGUCUUGCGUGUGUUGUGUUGCCAUAGAUGCUGCUCUUGAAGAAGUGCUCAAAGCCUGAAAUUCAAGGCCAUCGCCCUGAGGUGCUUCUGGGGUGCUCCUACUGAGAGCCCAGCCCGGGAGGCCCUCCCACGCCCGGCUACCCCAGAAGGCUCACCCCUCCCUGGGAGCCCCCUCCCCCCCCCAGCAUCCUCACCUUUGCUGAAACAGCAAUGGCUGGGCAGCAGGUGGAUAAACGGCCAUUUUUAGGUGCCAUUAUGAAAGGGAUAGCAACUGUGGAGCUAUGUCUACUUAACAUUAUCGUAGGAGCUCUGGCUCCUGGCGCUUUUAUUUCCUGUCAGCGUCACUGUGGUUU